Nannochloropsis gaditana CCMP526 is the source of this 892-nucleotide messenger RNA. RefSeq names its product ubiquitin-conjugating enzyme E2 N (gene UBE2N). The transcript has 5 exons. The coding region runs from base 108 to 563 and encodes 151 amino acids. The record is from RefSeq and is a predicted model, not a curated record.
ACAACAGGGCCUACGCCGGGGAAUCUGGCAGCCUAUUAGAUCAGCCGGUAGAGGAGUGAGGAGGCACGCUGAGAAUUCCCUGUCCCAGGCAAGGUCCCGGCUCAAAUAUGUCUGCGACGUUGCCUCGACGGAUCGUGAAGGAAACUCAAAGACUGAUUUCUGAGCCAGUGCCUGGAAUCAGCGCGACACCCUACGAAGACAAUUUCCGCUAUUUCAACGUCGUGAUCGAGGGCCCUGAAUCAUCUCCCUAUCAGCAGGGCAUUUUCAAGUUAGAGCUAUUUCUCCCCGCGGACUACCCGAUGGCUCCCCCCAAGGUGCGCUUCCUGACCAAGAUGUAUCAUCCGAACAUCGACAAACUCGGCCGCAUCUGCCUCGACAUCCUCAAGGACAAGUGGUCCCCCGCCCUGCAGAUCCGCACCGUUCUCCUUUCUAUCCAGGCUCUUCUGUCCUGCCCCAACCCGGAGGACCCCCUCAACAACCAGGUGGCGGAGCUCUGGAAGGCGGACGAGGACCGGGCCAUCGCCAACGCGAAGGAGUGGACUCGUCUGUACGCGACCAAGUGACAAGCUUGUCGCUGAGAAAUGGGCGGCGCAACAGCGAGAGGGUGAAGGUGGUGGAGACGAGCGGCGGGGGCAGUGGGGCUGUUUGGACAGGCAGGGGAGGCGGACACGAGCACUAUGAUACAUAGCCGUGAAUGUGACAUAGCGACAAGAUGACGGACCGUCUAGUGCCAGUGGUGGGUUGUGAAACAGCGACGCGUUGGGGGGCUGCUAGGGUCUACCUAGGUGCGGACUCGGAACUGCCCCGGAAGUUUUCAUGCCUACUCACACGACUAGGAAAGGAAGAACAAUGUGCUUUAUGUGACACGAAGAAAUGGCGCGGAUCAGGACGA